This is a messenger RNA of Stegastes partitus (bicolor damselfish), 2385 nucleotides long. RefSeq names its product tumor necrosis factor, alpha-induced protein 2b (gene tnfaip2b). Bases 1 to 2109 code for a protein of 702 amino acids. Gene Ontology annotation, biological process: exocytosis; exocyst localization. NCBI's taxonomy places the organism in Eukaryota, Metazoa, Chordata, Actinopteri, Pomacentridae. Gene Ontology annotation, cellular component: exocyst. Gene Ontology annotation, molecular function: SNARE binding. The transcript is spliced from 12 exons. The record is from RefSeq and is a predicted model, not a curated record.
AUGUGUUCGACGCCUCGCAGCUGUUUCCCCUGCAGGUCCUGCAGAGUCAAAGAGUCUCUCUCGGUGUGUUGGUCCUGGUUUCCCGUCCGGAUGAGGAUGCGGGGUCGUUCAAACUCGUCGGACGCCGGCAGCGGCUUCGGUACGAACGUGCUGUUGGACCAGAGCGGCAGAACCACGGGUCAAGGAUGGCUCGGAGGCAAGCUCCGGAAGCUGCUGAAAACCCCACAGGCUCCACCCAGUGUUGGUGGUGGUGGUGGAGGAGGAGGUGGAGGAGGUGGUUCUGCCACUGAUGGACUCCAACCGCUGGAAGAAGAGAAACCUGCAGUCGUGAGGCUCACGUUUGAGCAGAACCUGGAGGAGCAUCAUCUGCUCGAAGCCGACCGGCUGCUGAUCGAGCGAGAGCAGCGUCUGUUCGGGGAGAUAACCGAGUCUGAGGGCCUCUCACGUCACCAGGAGGAAGUGGAGCAGCUGGCCGCAGACCGAGGAGUCCUGGACACGCUGGUCUUCCAGACUCUGAUGCAGAGUUUGUCCCUCGGCCCAGAGGAGCUCAACAACGAUGGCAGGGUGUCGGGCCUGACGGUGGCCCUCAGGUCGGCCGUGGAGGCCGUGCAGCUGGAGGAGCAGCAGGACCAGCUGUGGAGGCAGAGCCAGAGACCUCCUCCGUCCUGGAGGCCCUGCGUCUGGAGGAAGCGACACGACUCAGUGCUGCGCCUGCUGGUGGAGGCUCGCCUGGACAACCCCCGGGCGACCCCCACCACCUCCACCAGCACCACGCCGCAGUCGUCCCUGCAGGCCGACAUGCAGAGCAUGGGCCGGCAGCUGAAGGAGGACCUGCUGGUGGUGGUGACGGUGCUGAAGAGCUGCUACCCUCCACACAUGGACAUCUGCAACCUGUACGCCCGCAUGUACCACCAGAGCUUCGGCGCCAGGCUCAGGAAGAUCGCAGACUUCGGCCUGGACGACAAGGACUGCACCUCCCUACUGCUCUGGAGCAACAAGUACUACCCCGGGAUCCUGCAGAAGCCAGAGCUGGUGAACGAGAUCGACGCCGAAGCUUUGGGGAAACUGCUGCCUGACAAUCUGGUGGAGCCUCUGGAGGAGCAGUUUCUGAGCAACCAGCAGAGCGAGCUGAUGACGUACGUCGGCCGAGUCCUGGAGGAAGAGAAGGAGAAGUGGACUAAAGGGGAGGAACCGACGAGGGAGGACGGCUGCUACGUCAGCACGGUGGCUUGCGACAUCAUUCUGCUCAUCAACGGCAUGGUGACGUCAGCGCAGACCAUCACAGGAGACCUGCACAAAGCUCAGAGCAUCACAGGACAACUCAAAGACCUGAUGCAGAGGUACAAAGCGUUUCACGACAGCGUCAUCAAACAGAACAGAGCGAACAGCAGGGCGCUGAUCAAAGCCAACCUCGGCUGCAUCCAAGACUUCAGGGACUUCCUGGUGAAGAAAAGCCACCUGUUCCCCAACAACGUGCGAGAAAACUGCCUGAGCGUCCUGAACGACAUGAAACAAUCCGCUCACACGUAUUUAAUAAACCCCGUGCACAAAGUUCUCAAGCCCCAGUACCAGAAACUGGGAACCAGCGACUGGCUGAAGAAGAACUUGUCCGAGAAGCUGCUGAUCAGCAUCGAGAAGGAGCUUCUGGAGCUGCAGGGUUCGGCUGCAUCAUGUCAACAGGAGCUGAUGGGUCGGCUCCACCAGGAGGUGACGGAGGAGUACGUGAGGAGGCUGCUGAGAGGAGACGUGAAGCUGAAGGACAGAGAGAAGCAGCAGAAGGCUUACGUGACUGUGAAGGACGACGCCGAGGGUUUGCACAAGCUGUUCAGCAGCAUGGGAUCGCAGGAGGUCUGGCUCAAGGAAAUCCUGACCAAGAUCGCAGAAGUGCUGAAGCUCCAAGACGUUCCAGCCAUCCAGAUGCAGAUCUUCUCACUGGGAUCUGAUUAUCCCGACCUCAGUGAAAAACAGGUUUCGGCUUUGCUCAAACUCAAGACGACUCUCAGCCGGGCCGACAGGAGAACCGUCAAAGACACUCUGGUGGACGCUUUGAAAGAAGCCAACGCUGACGCCAACACUCGGCCGUUCUUCUGCAAAAUCAUCGUCAAAUGAAAAUGUGCACUUUUCUGGGUUUUUUGUGAACUGAGGGGUUUAGUUACUGUAUGGACACGUGAGUUACUGCCACCACGCUGCUGGCAAAUAUGGUGCUUCUCACAAAUCUGCUCUGUGUGAGGGAACGUCUGAUUGUUUUUUAUUUUUAUAUCAAAUCAGUGCUAAAGUUUGUUGUUAUUAUAUCAUCUUUUUCUUCUUUAUGGAAGGGGACACACGUCUGAUGUACAUAAUAUAAUGUAAAUUAAAUUUAUAAAUAAAGUUUAAAUAAAUCUGAAA